Truncatella angustata is the source of this 3324-nucleotide messenger RNA. RefSeq lists its product as uncharacterized. Lineage: Eukaryota; Fungi; Ascomycota; Sordariomycetes; Amphisphaeriales; Sporocadaceae. The record is from RefSeq and is a predicted model, not a curated record. Gene Ontology annotation, cellular component: NuA4 histone acetyltransferase complex. The transcript has 2 exons. Gene Ontology annotation, molecular function: protein binding. The coding region runs from base 93 to 3188 and encodes 1031 amino acids.
GGGCAAGUUGUCGGAAUAGUCUUAAUAGGCUUCCGCAACUGCCAUAGAGUGAUUCAGUACGUCUCAACGUCCCCGCGUUUGAUGGCUUUUUGAUGCCCCAAGACGUGGCGCCCGUUCACCUCCUGCAACGACGCGACGGUCCUCUUGGCCAUUCGCAACGCGUAGUACGUGGCAUGAAUCCAAAUCAAACGACAACAUACACGCCCCUCGAAUCGCUGUUUCUAUUUCAGUUAUUGGCCCAGUACGGGCUCGUCGCCGAAGCCUUUCCUCGCAUUUCCCACGAUCUCAACCAGAACGGCUUGAUCAGGGCACAGGAGAGCUAUGAUGCUGAAAGACUGAGCCCGGAGAAGCUCGAGCAUCUCGCAUGCCGACUCGUCCGCGAAGAACAAGUCCGGGAGGCUGAAGCUGCCGACAAGAAUGCCAAUCGAGCCGGCCUGUCGCCCACGUCCAGGAAACGAAAGCUUCCGAGUCCAUCCUUGCCCUCGCUCAAAGAGCUGCAGACGCAAUGCGACAAGCUUCCUCAGUUCGUUGAUAAACUCUACGCCACCUACAGAGCCGAUAUAAUACGUCGCAUCAAGGAGGACGAAGAUGUGUUGGAGAAACUAGAAACAGAAAUCCGUGAUCUCGAAGCGGCCGAGGCGGCAGAAACUACACCUGUUCCAACGGAAUCGAACGCCCCUACUCCCAGGGCAAACGGCCUUCCUCCUGCUCCAGCUCCAGCUCCAGCCUUAGCCCUAGUUACCGCCGGGAAACCAGCCCAGCCUGUCCCUAUUUCUGUACCUGUCAGGCCAAACGGUCAUGUCAACCAAACGCCAACACCCACUCCGGUUUCCCAGACGCAAAAUACUGGCAGUGGCAAACCUGUAAUCACUGUGCAGACGCCGACCCAGCCGCCUUCGUUGGACCGCAAACCAUCGCAGCCUUCGCCGUCCCCCAUACCUCCAAGUGUGCGGCCUUCUGGUGAGGUGCGCCAACCUUCGCCAGGCGUCAGGCCCAGCCAGUUCAGUAGACCUCCAUCGGUACCACCGUCUGGACUGCAACAUCCUCAAGCGGCUCCAGCUUAUGGACACCCUGCCGGACCAAGCACCCCUCAACCUCCGGCUGAAGGUCUCCAACGACCUCAUGUCUUGCCCAAGAGUCAAAGUCAGAGCCCGGCACCGAGCCCUGCCCAUCAACUUCAGCAACCUCAGACACCGGGCAAUUACAAAUGGGAGCCACCAUUCAAUCCCCAACAUCCUCCUUAUAACGGGCAGCCCAUCACCCGACCACCUUCAUAUCCAGGUCCGCCACAACCUGGACCACCUCAACAUCCUCAUCCACAACAUGCCCAUUCCCAACCGCCGCAGCAACAACAGCCACAGCCUCACACACAGCAUCAUCAGGCGCACUAUGGUAACAGGCAGACACCGCAACCCUUAACACAACCGGUUCGGACGCCAACACCUGGCAACGCCGCCCAAUAUCCUCAACAAGUAUUGGUGCCUCCACAGGGACCUGCUCAGGGUGUUAGGCAGACUCCGCCGCCACCACGCCAACAGUUCCCAGAGGCUUCUGUUUCACAGACACAGCAAUACCGACAUCCGGCAAUUGCUGUAAGUAGUCCUGCCUCGACGGCUCCUAUAUCUGCCCCACAGUACGCACAUCAGCAUCAGCAACAACAACAGCAGCAGCAGCAGCAGCAGCAGCAACAGCACCAGAAUCAGCAACAAUUCCACCCUGCUCAAGCGGCGACACGACAACCCGUUGCUGCCUCGCAAGUACACACACCAAGUCGUGCAUACCCUGUUGCACCGCCAGCGGCUCAACGAUCUGCUUUGGCUGCUCCUACACAUCCAGGACACCCCCCCAAUGUCCAGCCCCCUCAUGCGCAGCAUACACAUUCGUUGCCUUCAACACCAGUUGCUCAGCGCCAAGCUCAACACCCACCACCUCAGAAUGCACAGCCUCCAGUUGCCAAUAGGCAACCACCGCGACCAUUGAGUCAAGUGAAUCGGCCAGUCAAUACGAUUCCACCAAUCCAUCCAUCUUCCCAACCACAAACUCCUCUCUCGACAAGCGCGCCAUCACAUGUAGUUAGAGGUCAUGGUACUAAGUGGAUCUCGACACCGACACCGUCAACACCCCGAAUGGAGCCCAGUGAUUAUUUCGAUCCACAAAGUCCUGCUUUCGAGCCAAUAAGCCCGCCGAGCCGCCCAGAUCAGCCUGCAAAGACGUCAGACCACCAUUCUGGAAAGAAGGAAGGACGCAAGAAUACGCCGAAAUCUGACGCGUCAAUUCCGAAAGUUCCCAGCAGACUAUCUCGUAGUGCACAAAAGCCAUCACAGCCCAAAGAAUCAACGGAGGAUGUGGAGGUUGGACGCAAGAUCAAGAAUGAGGAAUCUACCCCGAGGCCUUUUGAGGACGCUGGUGACACUACUGCCGAUGAGAGUGUGCAUGGCAGGCAAUCUGGCACAACUUCACGCAUGAAUAACAAGCGCAAGCGACAAGAGACCCCAGUUAACCGCGGCCCACCGGUACCGCCUACACACGUUCUAUGGACCCGUUCUUUCCACAAAGUCAGCGCCUCAGCCCUGGAGCAAGUGACGAGUCACCGACAUGCAAAUAUGUUCGCAAAUCCCAUCAAGCCACGAGAUGCCCCAGGCUAUCCAGACAUUAUUCUACGCCCACAAGAUCUUAGGGCUAUUCGUACCGCGAUCAACCUUGGACAGAGAGCAGCCCAUGCGCUUGAGAAGACUCUUCCCGAUCUAGAUCCGAGCGCAAUGAACGUAUGGCUUCCUAUUUCGAUAGAUUUGAUACCGCCAAAGGGUAUCAUCAACAUUGCUCAGCUAGAACGGGAACUUGUCCACAUGUUCGCCAACUCCAUCAUGUACAAUCAGGACCCUGACCGUGGUGUCGGUCCUUCGUUUGUCGAGGAUCCAGAGGAUGAUGACGAGGAAGCUGUGGGUUACGAAGUCGACGAGAACGGUAUCGUCAAAGAGACUCGCAACAUGUUUGUGGAAGUUGAGAAGCUGCUCAGCGACUUGCGAAGUGAGAUUGAGCGCAACGCCCAACCUGCAAUGGUGGGACGUGGAAGCGUCAGUCGCGGUGUUAGUGUGGCAGGCGGCGAUGCAAGUAACGUAGAGGACGAUGGCGAUCAGACUGGGGAUACUGAGAUUCAAAGUACCGCCAAGAGAAGACGCAAAGGCUAGGAGCCGGAGGAACAUAGAAUUCUGCGAUCGGGAAGAAAGUCCUAGAGCUUGGUCACGGGUCGUCAUCUUUGCAGAAUCAAUCUGAUCAAGUCUAACGAAUGACCAUAUACUUUGUUGGUUCUUCGUUGUGUAUCAU